This is a messenger RNA of Symbiodinium sp. CCMP2592, 1701 nucleotides long. The record is from the annotation of a GenBank genome assembly. Lineage: Eukaryota; Dinophyceae; Suessiales; Symbiodiniaceae.
AUGCCCCGGAGAAGGCGGCGAGCGACUUUCAGUCUCUGCCGGGCCUUCAGCAUGAGGCGGCUCAGUGCGAAAAGGCGAAAGCUCUGUCCAAAGUAUCACAUGGAAGUGAAAGCAGCGCUCACAGGGUACACGCUUGCCGUGGAGCAGUGUGCCAAUGCCCAGCUUGCGGCUCCUGCACACUUGCCUGAGAUCGACAAAUUCGUUGCUGUGCCUGAGCUCGACUUCAAUUCAUGGGAAUUCACGGGCGACAUUGCCCCUACCCCCCACCAGCCAGCGCCCUGGCAGGACAAGGCGAAGGGAGCCUAUACCCCAUAUUCUAAAAGCCUUCCGGCAAGCCAGGAACAGGAGGCAAAGAAAAGAAUCAAGAAGCAAGACCAGCGUGUCCUCUACCUCGAGCAGAAGGUGACAAUUAUUGAAGCAGCACACCGGAAGUACGUGGAGAAACUAAAGCCGCUCGCUGAAUCAAAAAGCGCCAUGCUGGAUCAGAAGCGGAAGGCGUGUGAAGCGCCCGACACGCCUACCAGUGGCAGCACUGAGAGUGGCGAGACCGGCGCCAGCCCUGAGAAGAAGGCAGCCAUCCAGGUCAUGGGCCUCUUGCCUGCGACCCACGGCUGUGCCGAUGCUUCCAAGACUCUUGGCGCCCUUGCGGCCCGGAGGGUAGGCGGUGUGCUGCUUAGGGGUCGCCUUGUCCUUGGGCUCCGCUUCGAGUACAAAGGCACGAUUCUGGGGUCGAACGAGGAGAUCCGGCGGAUUGGUCUCCCAGGGGAGGUGUUUCCCCCGCUACCUGAAGACGAUGCCGAUCUUGACGAAGGCAAAGGUGAAAGCCCCAACAAGCGCAGCAGGGCCAAUAAGCAACCCGACACUACGGUACAGGGAUUGACCAUGGAUGCCUUCCGACUGCUUCUCCAAGAACAAUCCCGAACCCUCUUGGUCGCCCAGAAGGAGCAGUUGGAUGCCUCGCUUGCCGAACUCGAACAAAAACAGGCUACCAAGAUGGAGGCCCUUGAGGAGAAAGUGGACCAGCAGCAAUCCCAGUACCAGGAUGUCUUGAAGCAACUCAGGGACAUGGGGGACAGGGUUCAGCAACUUGAGGGUAGGGAGGGUUCGCAGGGUCGGUCUCCAGAUCGUCGACACACGUUGAUCUUCGGUGGAUGGUGUGCUCAGUCUCGUAGGGCGAUUAUACUUGGCCAGCUGGGAGAAGCUUUGAAAGCACUUGCCUUGCAUGACAACCUUGAUCAGGCUCCCUUCACCACAGGACCUCGUCGGAGCAUCGCGAUGACAAACUUCCAGCAGCGACCAGGCGAAUCCGAAGGAGCUGUUCGGGAUCGAAUGAUGAAGGUGCUGCUCACCGUCAAUAAUGCCAGGGUCGAGCUCCAGGGUGGCAACCGGCCGAUGUGGUGCAGUUUUUCUCGCACCCCUGCGGAAAGGGGUAGAGCAGCAGUGGCGGCCUUGGUCAAGAAAGCGGUGAUGAAAUGGGCUCCGCACCGCGCCUCCGACCUUGACGUCGAGUACGGGGUGGGCUCUGCGUGGAUCCGCGAAGAUCAGGUCUCUGGGAUGGGACCGCCACCGGCAGAGGUGGCUCGUGCAAGGGUCCUGGACACCAAGGCAGGAGCAGGUUGGCUGGACGUUGGCACUCUGGCAAAAUGGGUUGAGGUGUCUAAGGACGAUGUGAAUCGGUUGGUGGACGACCAUCGAUUCUGA